AUGAGUCCCCGCGAGACAACGCCCCUCCUACCGCCGGGCCCAGGCCCCCGCGUGCGUGUCGGCGCUGCUGUCAGCCCCGCGCCUGAGAAGUUCUCCGGUCUCGGCCCCCGGCUCUACUCCCCCGAGAACAGGAUCCUCUUCGCCGGCUUUCUCGUCGCUCUGACUCUCGGCCUCACCCAGGUCUCAAUCAUCUACGUUUUCCGUGUCAUGACCUGCGAGGCCUUUUACACCCACCACCCUCCCUCUACCGCACGCUGCGCCCGCCGGGAGAUCGACGCGGCGACAGCCACGCAGGUGUCCAUCCUUGGCAUGACAACGUCGCUGUGUGGCAUCCUCAACCUUUUCAUCUGCGGCGCUCUCAUCAAGCGCUGGGGUACACGGUGGGCGCUCGUCAGCCAGACGUCGCUGCUUGCCGUCAGGGUUUCCUUUCAGAUUGCCGCUGUCAGCGUUGGCGGCAGGAAAGGCAUCUAUCUUAUGCAGGGAACGCAGUUUGUAGGCAUUUUUGGAGGUCCGAGGGGCUACAUGUUGGUGCUCAACACCGCCGUCGCCGAAGCCAUUGAGAGGCGGAAACACACGGGUGUAUUUGGCAAACUCCAGGGAGCCUUGAUGAUCGGUAAUGCUGGUGGCUACUUCUUUGGUGGUCUCCUUGGCGAUUUGUUCGGCAUCUCGAGUCCGUUCACCGUCGCCGUCGGAUGUUUCAUAGUCGCCACGAUCUAUGGUGCCCUCUUCAUGCCGGCGUCUCCUGUUAAUGAGGAUGAAGUGGCAGACAAGGACGGAAAAUCAACCUCGGGAUUGUUUGCGCCGCUGAGGAUUCUCAUUCCGCAGCAGUACCGCCUUCCUUCAAGCAAAGUGACCAAACAUUAUGGUCUCGUCUUUCUCGCGAUGGGCGUAUUCUUUGGCGUGUUUGCAACUGGCUAUGCUCCUAUUCUUAUUCAGAUGUAUGCCACUUCACGAUUCGACUUUGGCACCACGGAAAACGGCACGCUCAUGGCAGGCAAUUCCCUGAUCAGGGGUGUCUUCCUGAUGUUCAUGUUUCCCAAGAUGAUUGAUCUCGGUCGCCGUUGGUUUGCCUCGAUGGCCUCGCGGCCCCAUCAUGAAUCUUCCGUCGCCGAUCAGCUGGAGCCGGCAACGAUCCCGACGCACGCCGAGGACCUCGAUCCAUUGCCCGGCCUGAUGAAUGCCGAGGAACCAAGGAACGCGCCACCAGAGGAAGAAGACGAGGAUAGCACAUUUGAUCUGUCGUUCCUGCGCUGGAGUCUUGUCGUUGACGGCAUCGUCACGUCCAUAUCGGCCUGGGCCACGAAAGGAUGGCACAUGUAUCUGGCUGCCUUCCUGCUCCCCUUCGCCUCGGGCUCGGCACCGGCUGCCAAGGGUGUCAUUACAGAAAUGAGCCCAGCAAACCUGCGACAGGAUGCGCUGAGCGCCAUCACAUUAGUCGAAAGCGCGGCGACACUGACGACGCAGGGUACUUUUGGGUUCAUUUACUCGUCACUAUCAGGCGUCGGCAAAGCCAAUUUGACGUUUCUUUGCAACGGUGGCCUGGCUGUCAUGGCCGUCGCCAUCCUUCUCUUGGCGCACUAUCCUCCGACAGACGGCCUCAGGGUGGAGGACGACGAGGAUGAGAGGCAGAGUCUGGUCAGCAGUUAA
Messenger RNA from Verticillium dahliae VdLs.17, 1647 nucleotides. RefSeq lists its product as uncharacterized. Gene Ontology annotation, molecular function: transmembrane transporter activity. The record is from RefSeq and is a predicted model, not a curated record. Bases 1 to 1647 code for a protein of 548 amino acids. NCBI's taxonomy places the organism in Eukaryota, Fungi, Ascomycota, Sordariomycetes, Glomerellales, Plectosphaerellaceae. Gene Ontology annotation, cellular component: membrane. The transcript is spliced from 7 exons. Gene Ontology annotation, biological process: transmembrane transport.